AUGCCCAAACUCGACUGGGGACUAGGGCCAAGGACGAUUACGUUCGAUGAGACGGACGUCUCAGCCGCUGAACACGUCGAUCUCGAGCUUGCAGAUGCACUUAGUGCCCCGGCUUCGGCCAAAACGCCCCCGUUCCCAAAGCUCUGCAAGCUGGACUGGGAGUAUCCGGGCCCUUUCUCUCUGUUGCGCUCCGUCGCACGAACCUGCCAAGACUUUAAGGAGCCUGCGCUGGAUGCACUCUACUACAAGAUAGACUGCCUCUCAGACGUCUUCCUGACUCUUCCCAAGGAGAUGUUGAUGUUUCAUGAGCACUCGUUCUAUGGGUUCAAAACGCAACAUGUGUCUUUGGUGCCACCCGUGGCUGAGUCCACCUGGCAAUUCCUCCUCGGAUACCUUCGUCGAGUUCGUGUCUUGGACCUCGCCCUCGAUCCGGAACAGCUUCAGCUCGACCUAGACGUUUGGUGCUACUUGCUGGAAGCCGAACUCUGCGAUUAUCUAUUUCCAAAUCUCCAAACCCUAAUCCUCAAACACCGUGUCGUCCAUUCCGAGCUCCUACCCAUGCUCUGCAGCCCGCAUCUCACGUCUAUCGAGCUGCAUAACUUCUUCCCUGUCAGUCUUGAUGACGCAGACAAGGACGACGAGUCCACGACGCUCACCAGAGACGUUCUGAAAAUAAUGGGAUUACGCAAAGUAUCGAGGUUCAGCGCCGACGUGGCCUCCAUGGGUAUCAGGUCCCCGGAGAUCAUUGUCGAGUUCGUCGACACUCUCGCUUCUUCCUUCGACAAGUCCCUCGCGAAAGCGAUCAGCAUCACGCAAAGCGUGGAACCGAACCACCUGCCCCGGGUCACUCUGACGCUUGAUCUACUCGAGCCGCUUUUCGUCUACAGUGGCCUGACUGUGUUGACGUUCACCGUGACCGCAUACUUUGAGCUCGACGAUUUCGACCUCGCCUCUAUCUCAACCGCCCUUCCCCGUCUGCAGAAGCUUUGCCUCGGCGGCAAAGUAGGCUGGAGAGACACAUACUAUACGAGUUUCUCUGGUAUCGCGUCUAUUCUGCGCAACUGCCCUGACCUUCGCUACCUUGAAGUCAUCGUCGACGCAACGGUAUCGCGAAACGCGUCGUUCGCCGCUCAAACCGUGCCCGAGGGAGGCUACAACACACACGUUCGGGAGAUUAGGUUGGCGGACUCACCGAUUGAUGACGAAGCGUUUGCCGCGCGGCAGUUGAGACGCAUGAUGCCCCGCCUUCGGAGCGUCAUUGAGCCGUCGAUUCAUACGGACGGUACUAGCCAUUGUGGUGCUUGGACCUUCAAAUGGCUCCACGCUCAAAAGUUUCUAGAUUGA
Coniophora puteana RWD-64-598 SS2 is the source of this 1344-nucleotide messenger RNA. RefSeq lists its product as uncharacterized. The coding region runs from base 1 to 1344 and encodes 447 amino acids. The transcript has 4 exons. The record is from RefSeq and is a predicted model, not a curated record. NCBI's taxonomy places the organism in Eukaryota, Fungi, Basidiomycota, Agaricomycetes, Boletales, Coniophoraceae.